CAGUCAGUUAAUGGAGCAGUAGAGAGAAGCGAUUUUCAGAGCUUUAAAAACUUACAUUUACGCCUUUUUAAGCGUUUAAUUUGUUAGGUUAUAUCCUUAACUUUAGUUUGAAAGUACACUUCCGUGUUUUUUCAGCUGACGUUGAGCAGGACUUUGGGAAAGACAAGAAAAAAUGAAAUACAUUAUAGGAAUUGGCGGGGUCACUAAUGGUGGGAAAACCACCCUGACCAACAAGUUGAUCAAGACGUUGCCCAACUGCUGUGUUGUGCACCAAGACGACUUUUUCAAGAAACCAGAUCAGAUAGAAGUCGGGGACGACGGCUUUAGACAAUGGGAUGUGAUCACAGCCAUGGAUAUGGAGUCCAUGACCAACACAAUGAAAGCCUGGAUUGAGAACCCGGUGAAGUUUGCUCGUUCUCACGGCGUCCCGCUGUCUUCUGCACCCGAGGAGUCCAACCCGGACGAGCAGACACACAUCCUGAUCGUGGAGGGCUUCCUGCUCUACAACUACCCCCCCCUGCUGGACGUUUUUGACAAGAGCUUCUACAUCACGAUUCCUUACGAGGAGUGCAAGAGAAGGAGAAGUACGAGGCAGUACACGGUCCCCGACCCCCCCGGCCUGUUCGACGGGCACGUGUGGCCGAUGUACCUGAAGCACAGGAGAGAGAUGGAGAGCAGCGGCCUGCAUAUUGAGUGCCUGGAUGGUUUGAGCUCUAAAGAGGAGAUCUACACCCAGGUGUACGAGAGCAUUCAGAACAACCUGCUCAAUCGUUUAUAGCAGCAGGAGGACUCCUCUCCAUCCCUGUACAGAACCUGUAAAUAGUCCCGAGGAUACUUUUUUUAUGAACUUUUUUUCUAAUUUUAUUCUUUGUUCGUGAAUGUAACAAAGCAAUCUUAAUUUAUCAUUGUCUUUUUUUAUUUUUUGUUGAGUUGUGUUUGAACCCCAGCUUUACCGUUAUGUUUUGUUAAACCACUGACUUUACUGGACCCUUCGUCACAUCGUCCUGCAAAUAAACGCUUCAGUUGCUGUGGAAAAACCGUACAUCCAG
Molecule: messenger RNA, 1049 nt
Organism: Notothenia coriiceps (black rockcod)
Lineage: Eukaryota; Metazoa; Chordata; Actinopteri; Perciformes; Nototheniidae
Product: nicotinamide riboside kinase 2-like
Exons: 8
Coding region: 173-778 (201 amino acids)
Source: RefSeq, a predicted model, not a curated record